UCCACUUGGCCGGACGUUAGUGUUGAAUGAACGCUGCUAGUCUUAAUCGCCGACUAUCAAGUUGCUCCGCUGUACUAGGCACGAGAGGAUACGCUACUUACCCCUGCACAGAAGCGUAAAGUGAAACUGCGAAAAAUGAACAUGACAGAUCAUGCUCUUAGUCUGCAGGAAUAUGAUUUUGAACGAAGUUUUGAUGACAGGGCUGCAUAUAAAUGGUUCCAGGAACACUGGAAGACAUCCUUUCUCUUCUGCGGCCUGUAUGCAGCUUUGGUGUUUGGUGGACGACAUUUUAUGAGAGAGAGAGAGAAACUGAAUUUGAGAAGACCUUUAAUUCUCUGGUCUCUGAGUCUGGCCCUUUUCAGUAUUAUUGGGACACUACGUACCGGCGCGUACAUGUUACAUGUGAUCAACUCCGGUGGCCUGAAGCAGUCUGUUUGUGACAGCAACUUCUACAGCGCUCCCAUCAGCAAGUUCUGGGCUUUUGCCUUCGUCCUGAGUAAAGCCCCAGAGCUGGUUGACACGGCAUUCAUCGUGCUCCGGAAACAGAAGCUCAUCUUCCUGCACUGGUACCACCACAUCACAGUGCUGCUGUUUAGCUGGUAUUCCUAUAAGGACCAGGUGGCUGGAGGUGGCUGGUUCAUGACUAUGAACUAUGCCGUACACUCCCUCAUGUACAGCUACUACACCUUACGGGCGGCAGGCAUCCGCGUGCCACGCGCUUUCGCCAUGUUGAUAACCACUAUGCAGAUCCUACAGAUGGCGGUUGGACUGGCUGUUCUUGGUCUUGUUUACAUGUGGAUGCACCAGGAGCACUGUCCCAGUAACCUUGGCAACAUCGGUUGGGGUUCGGUCAUGUAUUUUAGUUACCUCUGGUUGUUUGCUUCUUUCUUCUACUCGUCUUACCUGAAGAGAUCUGUGGAGAAAGGCUCCAAAGCAGAUUAAAACACACACACACACACACACACACACACACAGCCCAAGAGAAGAAUUCAGACCAGAAGUGUUACAGUUUGUGAGAAUGACUUGACAAUUCCUUGAUUUACACUUUUGUUUUCCGUCCUCCUCCUGCCAGCCAGGUUAUGUAACAGGGACCUCCUCUGUUUAAUCUUUUUCUUUUUCUUUGUUAAAUGGUUUAGGCAAUAUACACAGGGAAAAUGUUUUUGAUAACAAAUAUACUUUGGGAAUAAGCCAUGGUACAUACACUUUACAAUGCUAAUCUAAAAAAUGACAAAACAAUUAAGUUUUAUGCGUAAAGGGAAUGUACAUUAUGUACGUUGCGUGGCUUUAGCACUUAACAUUCUUGAUUUUUUGGACUAAUUGAUCUAAUCUGUGGUAUACAGCCAUGUGAGGGCUCCGUCCUAUAAAAGACACAUUUGUAAGUGUCAGCCCCAUGAACAAGGAACUAUUGCAGAAAACAGAAGGAAAAUACAUUCCCAAGACACACGGAUAGUAUCUGUCCUACUUUGUAAUGAAACAUACUCUUCAUCUUCUGGAAUUUAAUCUGCUAUACAUGUUUACUGCAAAAAGCUGAAGUAUGAUCACAAGCCAGAUUAAGACUUGACCUGUCUCCUCUUUUCAUGGAUCAGAGAUUAUCAUGUAGAUCUGCUCUUUACCUUUCCUUCAGAGUUUCUCUUUGAGACCUGCAUUAGGGUCUCUGAUCAGUCCAAACAAAGUAAACCAGAGCUGUUACAUUAUAUAGUGUAUACAGUAUUUAUAAAGAAGAAAAAAAAUGCAUUAUUUAUCCACUUUUUCCAGUCAUCUUAAAGAAAUUUGUUCAGAAACUUGAACUGAUACUAAGCUGUUUUCAUGUUGACUGUUUACUAAAACAAACUUAACAUAAAAACAAUGCUUGUGUGGAGAAGAGGCUUUUUGAUUGUAGGAAUCUCUCGGAGAUUUAGAGGAACUCAUGAAGACUCAUUUGCGUUCUGUCUAGAUCAUUGGCAAGUAGACCAGUGGUUCUCAAUCCAUUCCUCAUGGCCUACAUGCCUGCCUGCCUGCCCUGUGUAUUUUAGUUUAACCUGUUUUUCCCGUCACCCACAUGCCGUGUGAUAGGUUGAUAUAUCCAGUCCCUGUGCAGGUGCAGGUUGUCAAGGGUUGGUUCUCUCUCAGAUCUGUGUGAUCUGUCUGUGUGUCUUUAUGCUUCUCCAAGGAUUAACUGCUUUAACCAAACUGUCCAUCAGCUCUGACCCCUCACCAUGAAUAAGGGCAUUAUCUUACCUGCAUAAGAGUGUUUUAUGAGUCCCAACCAUCAAAAGAAUUGAAAUUAUGGAGAACGAUUGUCAGGGACUGAUUUGUGUUGAACAGCCUGUUCAAACCAUGCCCAGACCCUGUAUCGCACAAAUCUGGUCUUUUCAUCAUCAACUUUAUUUACUACCUUACUUACACUUGCACUUGCAGUUUACUUACAUGUACACAUUAUGUGUCUUUGAGCGUUCAUUGUUGUGUUGGUCACAGGGGAGAGUGUCUUGUUGCAAGUGGGAGACAGAGAGAGAGAACAGUCUAGAACAUGUCUUACGCCCUUUGCAUUCACUGUGUAUGAUAUAUCUAAAAAAAAAAAGAAAAAAAAAAAGAAAGUAUUUAUUUUCUUUUGAAGAAAAGCAAGGAACCAUAUCAUCCCAACAGAGUUUCCAAAGACAUUGAGCCAGUCUUAAAACAAGCUAAGCAUUUUAAACUUGCAUUCUAAACUUGCAACAAGCAAUGCACAGUAUUCUUUAUGAUUAAGAAUAGUCUAAUUAUAUUUUUGUAUGCUUUUAAAAUGCUCUUACAACAGUUGAUUAACUGUGAUUGAUCGUGUCUAUUAGAGAUUUUAUUUUUUCCCCUGUAAAACUGUAAUAGAUUUUUAUAAACCUAGUAAAAUGUUAGAUUUUCAUCUAAAAAAAUACAUAAAUGUCAAAAAUGUGAAUGUCAUGGCCCAUAAAGUGUACACUUUAUAUAUCCAGGAAUAUACAGGAGUAUUCCAGUCUGGAUACACCUCUUUUCACGCAGUGUGUCCUACUUGUUAAGACCCAAACUUCACAAGUUAUGCACUUUCAGGUUUUUAAAGCUAUCCUGUACACAUCAUCCCCAGACCUUUACUUUCGUAGAGAUCACAUAGAAGAGAUAAGUCACAGUAAAACUUAUAUGUAUAAAUAUUACAUUCCAUAUCAUAUUAACCAUUAGAGGGUUUAUAUGAUGGCUUUAUAGUCUGAACACACUAUAACAUAAUUAUUUUAUUAAUGUAUGAAUAUUUGUAUUUUAUUUUUUAUCACAAUGGAUGCAUAUUCUGCACAAGUCAGUAAUAUUCCAUUUUAAUAGUUUUCUCAUGCUAAUAACAGCCUCUUUUGCAUGUGGAUAUGAAGGAUUUUUGUUUCCAACUUGAUCUCAUGAAAAUAUAGCAAAUAUUACAUGUUUGAAAAGACAUUGAUAUUCACUGUGUAAGUCAUGACACAAACAUGUAAUACCUGUAUGAAAUGUGACUAAUGAGGAAGAGUGACAACUUGCUAUUGCAAACCCUAACCCAAUACCUAAGGUUAACCACUUAUAACCUUUUCAUACAAUCUUGUGUAGCAUAUAUGAAGAACAGAACAUCUGUGAGAACCAAUUGAAAAGAAAAUGAGAACUGAGAAAGGAAAAACAGCAUCCUCCAACUGACAGAGUGUGGUACUGCAGCCAUGUGAAAUUAUGAGAUUUGUCUAUAUCAUUAUUUGAUGUAUGUUCAUGAGACCAGGUAGUUCCUCUUGUCUUCAGUAAUGCAGUUUACAAUAUUUGGCAUUAUGCACUGUUCUAAUAUUGGAAAUUGACUGCACUCUUGGUAUAAAUAGUACAGUUACUAGAAAAGGUGGCAACAGGAGAUGUUGCUUUGGGGCUAGCUUAACCAUUGGAUUUUCAGUUCAUUCAACACAAAGUUUAAAAAGCGCUGUCAUCCUGCUCUUCUGUGUGAAAAUCAGGGAAAAGAGCGAAGUCCAGUGACAAGGGCAGGAUCACUUUGUUUAUGCUUUUUGUUUGUUAACAGAAAUAAAUUCCUAUCUCCAAACUUAAA
Molecule: messenger RNA, 4018 nt
Organism: Chanos chanos (milkfish)
Lineage: Eukaryota; Metazoa; Chordata; Actinopteri; Gonorynchiformes; Chanidae
Product: elongation of very long chain fatty acids protein 6
Exons: 4
Coding region: 136-942 (268 amino acids)
Biological process (GO): sphingolipid biosynthetic process; fatty acid elongation, monounsaturated fatty acid; very long-chain fatty acid biosynthetic process
Cellular component (GO): endoplasmic reticulum membrane; endoplasmic reticulum
Molecular function (GO): fatty acid elongase activity
Source: RefSeq, a predicted model, not a curated record